Molecule: messenger RNA, 2034 nt
Organism: Trypanosoma rangeli
Lineage: Eukaryota; Euglenozoa; Kinetoplastea; Trypanosomatida; Trypanosomatidae
Exons: 1
Coding region: 1-2034 (677 amino acids)
Biological process (GO): intracellular signal transduction
Source: RefSeq, a predicted model, not a curated record
AUGCGUUCAGCAGCUUCCCGCCGUGAAGAAAUUCAGAAAAAGAUAGGGCUGCUUCGUCAGGAGCGGGAGAGGGAGCAGCGAGCCUUUGAAGAACUUGCCUCAAGGAAUGCGGAAAUGACACCCGCAGAGAUAGCUGAAGCUGCACGAAAGAAAGCGAAGGAGGAAGAGACGACAAAACUACAAGUGGGCCAAACUAUCGUUUCCGUUGGGGAUUACGUUCAAACAAUUGACGACGCACGCGCUCUAUUUACAGCAGAGAGCGGGAUCUUCAUUCUUGAUCCUCUGAAACAGGUGUAUCUAGGAGAGAAAGGCAAGGUUGUCUGCAUCUUGCCCUCGUUUCAGGGCAAAUCAGCCGUUGAACUUGUUUUUGCCGAUGGUGCAACCAAAGUGUUUUUAACUGAAUGCCUCGCGUUGGAACAAAACUCAAGGUCAAAAAAGGCGUUUGCACCACCGUUGACACACAAGGAGACCCACACUGAUCCGGAAGACCUUCACGUUCCGGAGUUUGUACCUCCACCGAAGCCUGAGCCUCUUCCACAACCCUCCUGGAGCACAAUUAGUAUGCCUCCCCGCAAGAAUAACCUAAGGCUGAGUAAGUCCGAGCCAACCACACUGGUGGACUCUUUCUCUGCUGUGACUGGUACAACAACAACUGCUGCUGCCAAUAAAGAAGGAACAACAUUGCUUCCCCCGGCAGUGGAGAGGGAUAGCAGGGCACAGGAGGAUGUUUCCAAAGAGGAACCCAAGGAGAACUCUCCGUUCCUUACAGAUCUGGGUCAGCCAGCCCAUGCUCCAUGUCAAACGGGUCCUGAAAAUUUGAAGUCGGGUGCAAGGAUGGAUCUGAGCAUCGGUCUUGUGAAAGAGGUGCUCUCGGGGCGACAACGGGGAGAGGUUUCUGCAAGGGAACAAUUGGGGAGUCCAAUCCAUUUUGACGCGGCUGCAAGCGCGCCGCUGAUGGGCCGAGUUGAGCAGGACAAUCUUCUUAAGACCCCUCGCGUAGAUUUUAUGACGUACAAACCCGAAAAAAGACGGGAAAGUACCUUGACAAGCGGCACCAACGACAGUGCCAUCCCCACACAUUGCCCUACAGUCUACAAGGCAAGGUUUUCGCUGAGCGAUACGACUACAAGGAUUCCUAGGUUUGGCAGCAAAUGUUGUAGGGUGGCAGGCGCGCUUCCACACCAAAUAGGAUUGAAGUUUAAUUCAAUAGUCUUGCAAAAGGAAAUUGACACGCUACAGGCAGUGCUUUCCAGGAUAACGCGUGAGCUGAAAUGGAAUCUCGUGGGUCAUGCAGCGAAACGAUUGUUUACGACAGAUGGAGUAGAGAUCACGAGGGUGGAUGCCAUUCGCAAUGGGAUGUCAUACGUGGUGACACCUGGCUAUGCCUACAGUCCUGAGCCCGUAGUCAACAACAAAUUAAAGAGCGCUAGGCCAACGAUAUCGACAACGACGCUGAAGACAAAGAGAACUCUUGGGAUGGAGAAAGUUAUUCGACCCACAGCGGCCCCAGCCAUGACGGGGGAUGUUGUUGUUCAUACCUCAAAGUUGGAGCUACAACAGGCACCUGUGGCGGCAGCCACUUCUUCGGCUCUGAUAGCACAACCCUCAAAAUCGUCUCCCAGCCUGAGCGGACAGCCAACCCGGCAAAGGGUUUUAGGAAAAGGCAUUGUGAAACCCAUUUCUGUGCGGGUCUUCUCGAAUGGAGAGUAUGGUGAUUCUCGCUGCGACCCAUUUCCUUUCCGCACGGUGACUCUUCGUCCUAUUCAUAAGACGAUGAGGGCGAUUUUCAACACCAUCGAACGUGAUUUGGAGUGGCAUUCUAUGGGGAAGAAAGUUGAAAAAUUAUAUGAUGCUACCGGUUGUGAGAUCACUUCAAUUGAGGAGCUGGUUGACGGACAGGCCAUUGUAGUGUCUACGGGGGAUAAAUUUGUGGUCCCCCACCCGACCAGUGUGCUGCACCAGGACGUGGGAAAACUGUUGGCAAAUUCCAAUGGAAAACUUCCAUUUACUGGCGCUUGCCCACGAGGUGCCUGA